AUGAAUAGUGUCCAAAGUGUAAAUGAAAUAAAAGGAUUGGGCAUACAAAAUUUACCAAAAGAAAUCCUUAUUAUAGUCUUUUCAUUCCUUGAACCGCGCUCCUUAUUAUCGGUUCAAUGCACUUGUAAAUUUUGGAAUAGAUUAUUAUCGGAUGAUUUAAGUUGGCGUACUGCAUUUUUCUAUCAUUUUGAUGCCAAUGACUUUCAUGAAUUCAGUCCUCUGGGCAAUGGAACUUGGAGACAGGAGUAUUUAUUGAGAUCAGCUAUUACCAGAGCAUAUGAGCGUGGAAAAGGUCAAACUGUUCAGUAUGAUUGUCGUGUCGGGCAAUUGACUGAUUUGUAUUACGAUUUUCUAAGUGGACGUUUGUUUGCUGGUAACCGGCUUACAGGGUCUAUAUCAGUCUCUGAUCCAAAUACUGGAAAAGUGGAGAGGUCUGUAUUGCAUGCUAGCUCAGAUGGAUCUCUAAUUCAUACCAUUACAAUUAUGAAAUUACAUAAACAAAUUUUUGGAUUUGGUUUUGUGGAUGGUCGUGUUGGUGCCAUCAUAAUGACUAGACAAGCAGAAAACGGGCGUCAAUUCCGAUUUUUUAUGGAUUCUCAUGAUGAUGCUAUAACGUGUAUGGAUGUCUAUCCUGGCGACCUUCCUCCAGUAGGAGAAAUAGGUAUGGUAACCGGAGCUGAUGACGGAAGUGUGAAUUGUUGGGAUGUUCGGACGGGAGUUUGUUUGCGAAGCUUUAAUUUCUCUACAUCUCAAAUUCUUUCAAUUUGUUAUCGACCACGGUUCAAGUUUUUAAUUAUCGAUACUUUCGAUUAUGCCACCGGUACCUAUAUGUUAUAUGUUGUCAAUGGACCGCUACAGUCAGUAAAGGUGCGUCCGAUUUUGUUUGCUUGUAGAAAGCGGGUCUUAAGCGAUGCCGAAGAACCUCCGUGUCUAUUAGCAGUGGAUGAACCUGCAAAUUAUGUGUUUGUUUCUUUAGGUGCACCAAAGAAUUCUUUAUUAAGGUUUUCUUUUAAUAGAGCCACAAGCUCGGAUUUUGAUCCUUCCCUCGUUGAGCCUUUGGUAAUUCAACUUCAAGGAAUCCCUGUGUGCUUGUGUUUAGAUACGAAUGAAAGAUUUAUAAAUAAGCCAAUUCUUGGAAAUAAUGCUCGGUUGUUAGCCGUUGGUGAUGAUAAUGGCAAUGCGUAUAUUGUCAAUAGUCGUUUUAAAGAGUUCAGGCAUCCAGUAUUAAUGACAAUUCCCGUGUUUCUCGGCUCUCCUAUUUCCGAUCUAUAUAUCAAUGAAGCUGUUAUGGUGGUCGGAUCCUCAACGGGAUUCAGUGCAAUUUACAAUGUUAUAUCGGGAAAUCUGUUACGGAACUUGUCUGGGGCUAGGAACCCGGCUAGACGUGAUGCAGCGCGAUGCAUAGUGUUGGAUUCCAAUCCUCUGAGUCUAAAAGGUGUUUUAAGUCUUGGUAAGCAUGUUAAAGCAUGGUCAUAUGUAGUUUCUAAAGUACAUAUGAACAAAAGAUCUCGAAUUGUUGCUCCAUCCAAACCAAUGACUACAUGGGACAGUCCCUCAAGAGUUGGAGAGUACACAAAAAAUGAAGUCGAAAGAGAAAUCGUGCUUGGAAUAAAUCAGGUCGCCGAAGAAAGAGAAGAGAAACAACAAAAAUUAGAGCUGCAGCGUAAAUUAGCAAGACAUUUAAACGAAGGUUUAGCCGAUCUGUCCGAAGAGGAGCUGUUGGCUUAUGCUACUAUGCUGUCAGAAGAAGAAGAAAUGAAGCGAAUGCAAGAGACAGCUGCUGAAGAGGAUUUGUUGAAAGAAGCCGUUCCACAACCAGAAGCUCCAUUACCUUCGAGCUCAGAAGCUGGUCCUUCUGAGGCUAUGACUCCUGAUUCUAGCAUCACCGAAUUAACAGAGGAAGAACAAAUUGAGCUUGCGAUGAGGCUUUCGCUUGAAGGUAACUAG
Schizosaccharomyces osmophilus is the source of this 1947-nucleotide messenger RNA. It is a transcript of the gene pof10, whose product is annotated as F-box/WD repeat protein Pof10. The record is from RefSeq and is a predicted model, not a curated record. The transcript is spliced from 2 exons. Lineage: Eukaryota; Fungi; Ascomycota; Schizosaccharomycetes; Schizosaccharomycetales; Schizosaccharomycetaceae. Bases 1 to 1947 code for a protein of 648 amino acids. Gene Ontology annotation, molecular function: protein binding.